UUAGGCAAUGUAUCUGGUAGCAACGUAGGUUUAGCAAUUUCGCAAUCACUAAUUUUGGCCAGCGGUAUGCAAUACGGCGUAAAACAGAUAGCCGAGACUUUUUCGCUGAUGACAGCUGUGGAAAGAAUUCUCCAGUAUACAAAUCUUCCCGCGGAAUCAGCUGUUACCUCGGACGACCCUCCGCCGCCUACGUGGCCAGCCCAAGGGCAAUUAACGUUCAAGGAUGUCAGCAUGAAGUACGACAAGAACGAUCCGUUUAUCUUGAAGAAUCUGAACUUCUCUAUCGAGCCUGGCUGGAAGAUCGGUGUAGUGGGACGAACUGGUGCCGGCAAAUCUUCGUUAAUCUCCGCGCUCUUCCGCCUGUUCGACGAAGGUCUAAAGGGCGAGAUCAUAAUUGAUGGCCGAGUGACGAGCAUGGUAGGUCUGCGGGAAUUGCGCUCAAAGAUCUCCAUCAUACCACAGGAGCCGGUGCUCUUUUCCGAAAGCCUGCGCUACAACCUGGACCCGUUCAAUCAGUACGACGACGUGAAGCUAUGGGAGGUGCUUCGAUUAGUCGAGCUAAAUGAAGUCGCCCUGGACCACAACGUUCUCUACGGUGGCCACAACUUCAGCGUUGGUCAAAGACAGCUCAUAUGCUUGGCUAGAGCGAUCUUGAGAAAUAAUCGCCUGCUCGUCCUUGACGAGGCCACGGCCAACAUCGAUUCGCACACGGAUGCCUUAAUUCAAGACACCAUAAGGAGGAAUUUUAAAGAGUGCACUGUCAUUACAAUAGCGCAUCGUUUGAACACCGUCAUAGACAGUAAUCGCAUCAUCGUAAUGGAAAACGGUUGCAUUGUGGAAUUUGGCAGUCCAUACGAAUUAUUGCAUAAACCGGACGGCUACUUUAAGCAAAUGGUGGAGAAGACGGACAAGCAAAUGGCUCAGAAUCUUUUGGAACAGGCAAAAAAGGCCUAUCAGAAAAACGAUGAUAAUCGGAAUUUGAAUCUGUCAACACAAAAUUCUAGCGAGAGUAACAUUAUAAUCACAGAACAAACCAAACUGUAAAUUUACUCAUACUAAUAAUAGUAUUUUGCAUUUAGCGGAAACAGCUUUGUAACUAUCGUGAGAAUCGUAUUAAUCUACUUACUAGCCUGUUAUAAUUUUUCAACAUAUUGCUAAACGGUCGUAAUUUUUCACGACGUAUUAAAAGUUAUCUUUUAGCAGAAAUCAAUUUCGCAUAUAAACUAAACCGUCUAUGACAGAAUUAUAAUAGAUUGUGAUGUAAACGAUAUCGAUAUCAUUAAAAUGUGCGUAAUUGAUAAUGCUACUUGGUCCUGAAUAUUCAAUAAUGCUACUUGUAAUAUAUGUGUCACUUUAGGAUAAGUAUAUGUACAUUAUAUAUUAUAUAUGUCAUUGUUAUGUAUCAGAGGUCAUAAUAUACGGUCAUUAUAUUAGAAGAAAUUUAUUUUUUCAAAUUUCUUAUGCAGCCUCGAAUUUUUCAAGUUUGAUAAGAAAUAAUCGUUCGAAAACAUCUCAUACAAUAUAAUAUAUACAAUACAUUAUAUACAUUGAUGUACUAGAAAUAAAUUAUAAAUUUAUGUAUAGCGUGUUUGCACGAUAUCUCAAAUUUUGUGUAUAUGUAAUUUUUCUUAUAUAAUAUAUUUUAAAGACAUUUUUAAAAAGAUAGAAAAAUGGAAAAAACGAGAGAGAGAGAAAAAGAGUAAAAGAAUCUGGGAGUGCAUCUGUUUAACAGAAAAUGUAUAAAAGAAUAAAAUUAAUAAUUACAAAUUAAAAUAAUCUAUUUU
Molecule: messenger RNA, 1784 nt
Organism: Formica exsecta
Lineage: Eukaryota; Metazoa; Arthropoda; Insecta; Hymenoptera; Formicidae
Product: probable multidrug resistance-associated protein lethal(2)03659
Exons: 5
Coding region: 67-1044 (325 amino acids)
Biological process (GO): transmembrane transport
Cellular component (GO): membrane
Molecular function (GO): ATP binding; ATPase-coupled transmembrane transporter activity; ATP hydrolysis activity
Source: RefSeq, a predicted model, not a curated record